AUGGGUAUUAUUAAAGAUAUGGACACUGGGUUUGAGGAGACACUUCAAAAUGAAGUCACACUCCAGCUAGUUGAACUCCCAGGAGGAGCUGCAAGGCAACAGUCAACUCCCCCAUCCAAGAGGCAAUUUUUUGGCAGGAAGAAGUUCCAACUUCAGGAAGCAACAGUGACCCAAACCUUUUCCCCAUUGUUUUCAUUUACCUGGAGCCCAGAGACACGAAUCCGUCUCUCAACUUCAGACUCUGACCAUGAACUCAGUGUGGAACGAUUUGUUCAGAUGCAUGCCAAUUUGCAUUAUUCCAACUUGAACACUAAGAGGGAUGUCUCAGAAACCAAAGUAACUAACUGUAAGGAAGAAAAGCAAAAUGCGCAAUGUGGUCUAGAACAGAUUUGCCAACAGGAUGACUAUGGACAAUGUACAACCUUCAAGGAUAUGGUUAAAUUUGGAGGCAGUGGGAGCCGCAAGCGGGCUUGCCUAAAGAGAAGGUGCCCAUAUCUAGCUGUAAAGGAGGCAGAAGAGGAUGAAGAAGUUAAUGAGAAUAUUCCUACAACAGUACGACUGAAGCAAAUGUUCCAAGAGAGGAAGAAGAAACAGAACAAGAAUGAGAUCUCCUGGAUUGGCACUCCAAUCAAGGAGGGAGAAAGAAACUACUAUAACAAGAUAUCCAUUAACUCUGAAAAACUGGAAGUUGGUGAUGGUGUAUCCGUUAGUCCUGAUGACCUCACUGAACCACCAUUGCUAGCUAGAAUUACUUCACUAUGGGAAGAGAGCACAAGACAGAUGUUUCAUGCUCACUGGUUCUGUUCUGGGAUAGAUACUGUCCUUGGGGCAACAUCAGACCCUCUGGACCUCUUCUUGGUAGAUAUGUGUGAGGAUAUGGAGCUCUCCUACAUCCAUGAGAAAGUGAAUGUUAUUUAUAAAGCACCCUCAAAACAUUGGUCCAUGGAGGGGGGGUCAGAUAGAGAGCUCAAAAUGGUUGAAGAUGGUGGCAGAACCUAUUUCUACCAGAUGUGGUAUGAUAUGGAGUAUGCAAGGUUUGAGACUCCUCCAGAGAGCCAGCCUAUGGAGGACAACAAGCACAGGUUCUGUGCAAGCUAUGUCUGUGAGUCUGAAAUGAAAGAAGAGAAAAUCCCCAGAGUGUUGGAACCUCUAGAAGAAGUCGAUGACAAAAUAUUCUAUAGCCUGGCAAUGAAAAGUGGUGUAGAAUAUAGGAGAAGAGAUGGAGUUUUCUUACUGCCUGAGGCUUUUGAAUUUUUAAUCAAGCCUCCAGUUCCAAUCAGGGACUUGUAAGAAGCGGUGAAUGAGGACGAACACCCAGAAUACUAUCGAAAACAGUUAGAUUGUAUUAAAGGCAGCAACCAGGGUGUCCCUGUGCCAUACAGCAUUGGCCGAAUCAAAGAAAUCUUCUGUAACAAACAAAGCAAUGAAGCAGAUAUCAAACUCGGAAUUUACAAAUUUUAUAGACCAGAGAAUACCCACAAAUGUGCGAUAAACAAGAUUUGGGAAGAUAUCAACCUAUCAUACAGGAGUGAUGAAGAAGCUGUUGUGGAUUUUAAAGAUAUUCAAGGUCCCUGUGUUAUAAAGUAUUGGGAACCCAUGACAGAACCUUCUGAGAAAUAUUCUAUCAGUGACUCGGAACACUUUUAUUUCCAAGAGUCCAAAAUCUUACUGGACUCAUUUCCGUUCUCCCACAGCUACUGUGAUUACUACAGGCCGAAGUUUCUCCUGCUGGAAAACGUAAGAAACUUUGUGUCAUUCAAGCAUUCCAUGAUCCUGAAGCUGACCCUCCGAUAUCUGGUUCGAAUGGGGUAUCAGUGCACAUUUGAUAUUUUACAGGCUGGCCACUACGGCAUUGCUCAGACAAGAAGAAGGGCCAUCAUCCUGGCUGCAGCCCCAGGCGAGAAACUCCCCAAGUUUCCAGAGCCCUGGCAUGUUUUCACACCCCGAGCCUGCCAGCUCAGCGCAGUGGUGGAUAAUAAAAGAUUUGUUAGCAAUAUAAAGAGGCUGCAUUCUGCUCCAUUUCGAACAAUGACCAUCCAUGAUGCAAUGUCAGACCUUCCAGAUAUCAAGAAUGGUGCCACAGAAGAAGAGAUUGCUUACAAGGAAGAGCCCGAAUGUCGGUUCCAGAGACCACGACGUCCCGAACCUGACGGAGAGGGACCCAAAAGGGCCCGUCCCCGGCCUGGGGGCCCUGUACAGCCAGGCACCCGCGGCGUCGGGCCACAACCCGACUUGGGCCGUGCCAUUGUCCUUGGGGGUCUCUCCAAAGAACUGAAGACCCCUCCCGUGCGCGAACCGGAGGCGGAAGUAUGGAGGUGGGGUCUGAGUGUCCCACGAGACCGGCGUAAAAACGGGCCGCCGGUGUCGUCCCGUCUGCGCGAACAGACAAAAAGUUUAGGGCGAAGAGCACGCGGGCGAGGUCUGGGGUCGACGGUCGACGAGGGAGAUGCCGAACUCACGGCAGAAGUCCUCGAAGGCCUUUGCGACAUAGGCAGGGCCAUUGUCCGUCUUGAUCUCCGUAGGAACGCCGAUGUGUGCGAACGCCUGGUAGAGAACCCGGGAGCCAAUGUGCGUCAUGUCCAUCUGCCAGAGAGCGUUAGAACUGUCCCCUCUGGGGUUGCGAGCUCUUUCCGGGAUGCGGGGGUGAAAGGGGGCGCAAGAGGCACAAGCUUUGACAAUGUCUCUGGCCUGCUGUCGAGAUAUUCCGUACAGAUGACGGAGAGAUCGGGGGGAGAGGUGCCAACGGGAAUGGGCCAAUUGGGCCGGAUCUUCGGAAACCUCAUCCGCGACAGCAAGGAAAGUCUCAGGCGGAGACCGGAGGGCGGCGUCCACAACAGCAUUCCCCGAAUAGAUGGGGCCCGCGGUCGUCCGGUGAGAGUGGACAUGGAGGAGGUAAACGCGGGCCGAACGAGUCUGCAGAGCCUGUUGGACCUGCGUAUCAGGGAACAACUGGAGCGCCUGAAGGAUCGCCCACAACUCACUGGGCUGCACCGAGGGAUAUGGAGAGCGCAGUCGCAAGCACUGUUGCAAAUGGGGGAUAUACAGCGCCACUCUGUGGUCCUUAGAAGCAUCGGUAAAAAUCUGGGGCCCCUGUACCGGUUGCGGGCUCACCGGGGACGGGGCGAGGGAGAUGGGGAAAAGGGGGAUGGUCUCCAAGAGUUUGGGCAAAGGGCCGCCGCCCACCGGGACGUCAAGCAGUGUCACCGCCCACGCCCAGGACGCCUGCAUCAGUUCAGGAAGGACGGGAACAAGCGCGGACGUGGCUCGAGCAAUGAUGCGAUGCAGUGCAUCGCGGGCUGCAGGGGUCCAAGCUCGAGGAGAUUUAAGGAAAUGAGUGCUUUGAUGAGCGCUCAAAUAGAACAGAUUCCCCGGAAACCAGGGUCAAACUGGCGAGACCUUCCUAACAUCCAGGUGCACAUCUCAGGUGGCACUGUGAUCAAGAAACUCCGCUAUAACCAUCAUGAUAAGAAGAACCCCUUCAAAGGGGUUUGCACCUGUGCCAACGGUAAACCAUGUGAUCCUGCAGAUAGACAAUCCAACACCUUGAUUCCAUGGUGCCUGCCCCGCACUAGGAACAGGCACAACCAUAGGGCUGGGCUCUAUGGAAGGUUGGAAUGGGAUGGCUUCUUCAGCACUGCAAUUACUGAUCUUGAACCCAUGGGUCAUCUGGGUUGAGUACUUCACCCAGAAUGUGACCGAGUAGUGAGUGUGAGGGAGUGUGCCCGGUCCCAAGGAUUCCCAGAUACCUACAGAUUUUCUGGCAGUACUUCAGAUAAACAUAGAUAGGUGGGUAAUGCAGUGCCUCCACCCCUCGCCAAAGCCAUAGGCCUGGAGAUCAAGCUCUGUGUGUUGGCCAAACUGAAAGAGAAUGCCAGAGGUAAAAUGGAAGAAGAGAAGAGGGACAGAACUAUCGUGGACUACUUUUCUUAA
Molecule: messenger RNA, 3930 nt
Organism: Trichosurus vulpecula (common brushtail)
Lineage: Eukaryota; Metazoa; Chordata; Mammalia; Diprotodontia; Phalangeridae
Product: DNA (cytosine-5)-methyltransferase 1-like
Cellular component (GO): nucleus
Molecular function (GO): DNA (cytosine-5-)-methyltransferase activity; chromatin binding; DNA binding
Source: RefSeq, a predicted model, not a curated record